This is a messenger RNA of Lineus longissimus, 6229 nucleotides long. Its product is annotated as long-chain-fatty-acid--CoA ligase ACSBG2-like. Gene Ontology annotation, molecular function: long-chain fatty acid-CoA ligase activity. Gene Ontology annotation, cellular component: endoplasmic reticulum; membrane. The record is from RefSeq and is a predicted model, not a curated record. Lineage: Eukaryota; Metazoa; Nemertea; Pilidiophora; Heteronemertea; Lineidae. Bases 187 to 2394 code for a protein of 735 amino acids. The transcript has 17 exons.
UGGCUCAGUUCCAACCAUCCGUACUUGUGUACUACGUUGUUAAUCGGCAGCAUCUGCAGAAUCACCCCAUAUUUUGCGUCGAACAAUCGUAAUUUCUUGAUCCUCUGAUAUUGAUACGAUACUUUGAUAUUUUUAGAUCAUUCUUGUUAUUUCUAAAGUUGACGUAGACCAACACAGAUCGUCGUUAUGCCUGAUGUGAUAGCCCCAGUUCACAGUGCAACUGUAGACCCAACAGGCCAGAAGAACGGAGAAGCCGUUUCGAUCGAGGGAGAGAUCUCCGUCGCGAUUAACUCUCAGGAGCAUCUUAAUACGGAGAGUAAUGAUGCAGCUACCACUGCUGUGGCGAGUGUUGGUGAUGUGAGUGUUGCUGUUCAAGACGACGGCCAAAAGAAAGUCAGUGCUAUGGAGACCAGACGUCGUAUAAUGGCCAUCAGACCAGAUGCCCUCGUCCCAGCCACCAAGUUAUUUACAUCUAAUGGCCAGGAAGCUGUAAAAAUUAAGAUGACUGAAACAGGAGUGUCCUCGGCAAAGCCAGUCACAAUCAUGACCAGAUUUGCCGAAAUUGUGGAGAAGUACCCGGAUCAAUUAGCAGUCGCGGAGAAGAACAACGGACGAUGGGUAAAAUGGACGUACGGACAGUAUUACGACAGUGUCAUUAGGACCGCCAAGGGCUUCAUCAAGCUUGGACUUGAGCCAUGUCAUGCAGUGGGCAUUAUCGGGUUCAACUCUCCUGAAUGGUUCUUUUCCGACUUGGGAGCAAUAUUUGCUGGUGGCUAUGCUGCUGGCAUCUACACAACCAACACUCCCGAGGCCUGCCAUUACGUCGCUGACAAUUGCAAGGCGAACAUCAUUGUCGCCGAGAAUGACAUUCAACUUCAAAAGAUCUUAGCCAUCAAAGAGCGCCUUCCACACCUCAAGGCCAUCAUUCAAUAUAAGGGAAUCGUCAAGCCAGAGUCCAAGUUACCAUUUGUAUACACUUGGUCAGAAUUUAUUGAAAUGGCCGAAGAUGUCGACGACAGCCUUCUUGAAGAGCGCAUUCGUGCCCAGGCUCCCAACAAAUGUGCAACGCUCAUUUACACGUCUGGUACGACGGGCAAUCCCAAGGGAGUCAUGCUGAGUCAUGACAAUUUAACAUUCACUGCCAGGUCAUCGAUUACCACGCUGGGUCUGAACCGAGAAGUACUCGUCAGCUACCUCCCCCUAAGUCACGUCGCAGCACAGUUAAUCGACAUCUACUCUGCCAUUGAGUGUGCUGGCUCUGUUUACUUUGCUCGUGCAGAUGCACUCAAGGGAACUCUUGGAGAAACCCUGAGGGAGGUUCGACCAACUGGUUUCCUUGGUGUGCCGAGGGUAUGGGAGAAGAUGGCCGAGAUGAUGAAGGCUGCAGGGAAAAAUAUCAGUGGUUUUAAACGCAAGGUUGCCACAUGGGCAAAGGGAGUUGGACUAAAGGGGAACCUGGCCCUGAUAGAUGGUCGCAGGAAAAAGCGUGGACAGGUACCGUUCGGUUGGACGGUUGCAAAUGCCAUGGUCUUCAAAAAAGCACGGAAAGCACUUGGUUUGGAUCGUUGCAAAUUCAUGUACAGUGGCGCCGCACCAAUCGCAAAGGAAACAGUGGAAUACUUCUUAUCCCUUAAUCUCCCCCUCCUGGAAGGCUAUGGAAUGAGCGAAAGCACAGGACCUCACACAGCCUGCUUACCUGGAGCAAAUCGCAUUGCUAGUUGUGGACGUGACAUGGUCGGUUUUACCACUUCAUUGGCGGAUGCUGACAAGGAUGGAAACGGAGAGAUCUGUAUGUCUGGCCGCCAUGUUUUCAUGGGUUACUUGAACAUGGAAGAAAAGACAAAGGAGACCUUAGAUGAGAUGGGCCGUCUGCACACUGGCGAUGUCGGCAAGAAAGAUAAAGAUGGUUUCUUAUUCAUUACUGGAAGAAUCAAAGAACUGAUUAUCACUGCGGGCGGGGAAAAUAUCGCUCCCGUCUUAAUCGAAGAUGUUGUAAAGGAGGAGCUGCCCAUUAUUGGAAAUUGUAUGUUGGUCGGCGACAAGAAGAAGUUCUUAUCAAUCUUAUUGUGUGUGAGGACCGAGGUUGAUGGGGACGCCUAUCCUACAAAUAAACUCACAGCAGCCGCUGUUGAUUGGUGCAGAUCUGUCGGAAGCUCGGCAACUAGGUUGCAAGACAUCGUCGAGGAAAAAGACGCGAAAGUUUUGGAGGCGAUACAGAAGGGCGUUGACCGAGCCAACAAGAAAGCGAUCUCAAAUGCUCAGAAGAUCCAGAAGUGGUCUAUUCUACCGAAAGAUUUCUCCACACCUGGUGGUGAAUUGGGACCAACCUUGAAGCUGAAAAGACCUGUGGUUAACAAGAUGUAUACUGACACGAUUGAAGCAUUCUAUGCGUGAUUAUAAAACACAUUCCAAAGGACUAAAUAUUUGCCAAUGUGGUGGUUCAACUUUGCUAAACGUCUCAAAUCUGGUUUGAAAAGCCGUAACUCGGAUAUACCUCAGGUUCUAUUCAGAGGUUUGAGAAGAGUGACGUUCAGCUGGCUGAGAUAUGCGUCAUUCUUCCAAGCCUUCUACUGCGAAGCGAGAAUAACUGGGUGUUUCUGCAGAAUACUUCCAUUGCAAUGAUCCAGAUCGCUACCUUGCCACUCAACAGGUUUUGAAUACAUUGAAAUGCCUGGAUGAGGAAACGAGAAUACAAGGCUAGAGUCUAGUCACAAAAAAGAUGUUCGUUUUGGGAAAUAUUUAUCAAAAGUAUAAUCAGUAAUGUUUACAGCAGAUGUAAUUGUGUUUCCAUGUGAAAUUUACAUAUGGCAUCUUUUGGUAAAUUCAUUUGAUAACCAUUAUAAAGUUUUCCUUCCAACAUGCUUAAAAAUCAGUAUCCUUCCAAAGUGUUACAUAUUAUGCAUGUAUAAUUCAGAGACUGAAGGUCAUUUGCCAUCAAGCUUUCGUUUUGUAAACAGGCCAGAAUGUGAUAAGUCAAUUUUUGCAUCAAGCGUACAGCUGAUUUGGUCCAGAUUUAUAUGAUAUGUCUAUUGUAAUCAUCUGUGUGUAUAUCUCCAAGAUGUCUGCCUAAAAUCAUCAUGUCUUCAGAAUCUAUUGCACUGUUGUCGAUUUGUAGGUGGUAUAGAACCUUGGUACUUCCAGAGUAACAUGUUUUCUAUCAAUUUUGUGUGAACGUGCCUUCUGCUGGUCCAUGUCAGGUAUUUCAGUGUAAGUGACCAUGUUGUAAAUCUACACCCAUUUUUAUGGCUUCAUUGUAAUUUAUAUUCAGUUUUCUGGUUCUUGGAGUUCAAGUGAAAUUGUAACACACUCCUACCAUGUGAGACAGUCACUGCACACAUCUACCAUGCGUGACUGCAUGAAUCUACUCUGCGUGACAGCACGCAUUUACCAUGCGUUACUGGUCAUAUUACCAUGUGAGACAGUCACUGCACACAUCUACCAUGCGUGACUGCACACAUCUACCAUGCGAGACUGCACACACCUACCAUGCGUGACAGUCACUGCCCACAUCUACCAUGCGUGACUUCACACAUCUACCAUGCGAGACUGCACACAUCUCCUACCAUGCGUGACUGCUAAGUUGAACCUUUUGCACCGUGGGUUCAAUAGUCGUUUAUUUAUCAUCAUUCUCAUCAUCAUCAUCAUUAAUAUUGGCGUCAGACUUGGGCCAUUUCCAAUUGAUUGAAAUAAGUACUUUAUUCAUUUUUAUUAGUGAACAUUCUUUUACUUUAUUUGUCUUCCAUGUGAUACAAAAGAUGUCCAUGUCAAAGAUGUUAUUUCCAUCAUUUGGUUUUCUUGGCUUUGUUGUUAAGCCUCUUUCCAGACCUGAGGGGCCGUAAUUAUAAUAAAAUAACUCUAAAGUCUGAAUAUAACGCCCUAAAAUAGAAGCUAACCCCCUCCCCAAAAUCCAUUAUAUUUUCUUAACUGUAGCAUGGGCCAUGUGCCACUUGUAAAUUUAUUUUUUGAUAUGAGAAAUUUAUUUAUUUAUGAAUAGAAUUGUACAGAACUAGCAGUCCAUGUGCUACCAAAUAUAUGUCGUAGGCAUACAUAAUUACAGAAUAGAACAAUGAAAUGAGAGUUCUACAGGGUGGCCCAGAAUUAUCUUCCCUCACACAAUGGAUACACAAUAGAAUCCUAUUGUGUGAGGGAAGAUUAUUCUCGGCCACCCUGAACCCUAGAACUUCACGUAGUGUUUGAGUUUGCCUGCAGGUGGCAUUGUGCUCUCCAUGACAAAAUGCAGGAAAAGAUCUCAUGAUCAUGUUUAUUGAUAAACGUGUAAAUGAUAACAUCUGCAGACGUCAUGUAUAUUAUUAGAUGGUGACAUGUUGUACAUAUUUGACAGUUGACUUGCGUGAUAAUCUGAUGAUGUUUGAGAGUUCUCAAGAUAGGGUGGUAGUUUGCCAGUGUGGAACACAAGGUAGUGUUGCCAGCAAUGUGUUGCUGGUUGGCCCUGUAGAAACCCUUUACAAAGUUCUAGAGCAAGGUAGGUUGGCUCUUCCACGGUAGGGUGCGCCGCCCUGACAAAAGGCCUUGUGGAGAACACCGUGUUGGUGCGUCCUUUGGAAUCUCAAUCCUUAGUUUGUUAUCCAAAAGAGCAUGUGCUGCUCAUUUCAAAUAAACAAUCCACAAAUGAGCGCAACUUAGGAGAAAAUUCUAUGAAAUCUUCUUCGGACUAUUCCGCCUCUUAGCAUUGCGUAUGAAAAUAUUGAGUAUAUAAUCCAAGAAGACAUUGAAGGAGAUUUUGAUUAGUUCUUUAUUACCUUCAAUUGCUUGAUUUCGUUUUUGUGAUUUGUUUUCAAUUUAUUUCUUGUGCUUGUUAUUUGUUUUGCAUUCUUUGACAUUAUUUCCGCGUUCUUUGACAUUUUUCCCUCGGCGAAUGGUGACGGGAGAGUAACUUACUCUAGAAUCCUUUAUUUUCAAAGCUUGUAGUUGGUGCUAAAAACUAUUUCGGGAGAUUCAUAAUUGGGCUUUUUAAGGGCUAGAAUCAAAAAUGCUUCUGAUUUGAAAAUAUUAUUUUGUGCACAGUUCCUGACUUUUCGUGUCCAAGAGACUUUCAUUAAAAGCCUGUUCAAUGCCUUUUGACUACAUUACCUAUUAAAAAAAAUCAUGGUGUCCCAUAAAACACAUUCCCUGCACUGUACUGAUACGUUAACAAGUUUUUCUGUUGAAUUGCACCAUUUUAGCUUGACCUUCUCCACUUUGCUAAGGUUCAAGGCUGUUCAUUACCAAUUUUAUGUAGUCAAUUCAAGAGUAUUAAAGGGAAUUUCGCACGGCCAAUGAUUUAGCCUACUUUUUACAUUUUCUCAGGGGGUGAAAAUGUCCCUCCUCAUUUCCUGGUUAAAAGUCUGGCGCAAAUCAGUAAUAGCUGGAUUCAGCCUGAUGAACAGGCUUGAAUCCUAAGACAUUCAGAGGCAAACCACCCAUCAUCGAAUACAUGCUAUGGGUGUUGGAUGUAGUGAUACCGUUUCUUGCCUUAAAGUUAGAGAAAGGUCAAAAUGUUCUAUAUAUGGUACAUGCAUCCAAGCAUCCAUGCAUCCAUGCAUCCUUGCAUUUUGCUGUACAUAAACUUCUGUUCCUCCUUGCAGGGCGUGGUCAUACUGCAUGAUUUCAUGCACUGUAGGGAUUGUAAAUUACCAAAGGAGUAACUUGUGAUAUUAGUAUAUAUGCAGCUCUUUAUGAAAAGCAUAUAUAAACCUUUUGGUAAUUCGUUUUUUUGUGUUGUCCAACUAAAUGGUAAGACCAGUGUGCACAACUGAACACCUUCAUCGCCGAACCACUUAGAUCUGGACUUCAUGAAAGAACUACGCCAUCGCCAUCUUCAGGGCAAAGUUGAAACUGAAAAGACAAGAAAGUCUCCAGUUGCUACCUUGCCCUGAAGAUGGCGAUGGCAUAGUUCUUUCAUGAAGUCAUUUAAAGUUCUGAACUACGCCAUGAAGUCCAUGAGACUCCGAUAACCAGCUCAAAGGGGAGGGGGAUUUGGGCCACGUACGUGGUUCGGCGCUGAAGGUGUUAAGUGUGACGCAUUUCACUGAGGUGUAUUUGACUACACAGCUGGUUGUCUGCUUUUGGUGAAGAGCUGCUGAUGUUAGAAUACAAACUUGUAACAUGGUUGUGUUUCAUGUGCAAACAAUGGUUUUCUUGUAAGGCAUGAGUUUUGUAAAUAAAUAGGCUAUGUAGGUGUAAUCAAAAACUCAUUGAGAUAAUAAAUAGCAAACUAUUUGUAAAACUA